UUAUUUGCAGCUGGGCCAACUCGGCGGCGCAGGCGGCGGCGGAGCGCGGGGCGCUAGCGGCCGGUCCAGCUGCCGCCGACUAUGCCCGAGCCCACCUCCGGGCAGCCGCCGCACGCCGCCCGGCCCCCGGCUGGGGACGAUGCCAGACGCCCGGGAGAGGCCAGGGCAGCGGCAGCGGCGCGAUGGUAGUGACAAGCUCUGCCCGAGGCGGCGGCGGGGACCGCGCGCCCUCCAGGCGGCGGGGCUGCGGACUCUCGGCGCCCGGGGCCGCGGCGCUGCUGGCCGGGGCGAGCUGCCUGUGCUACGGCCGCUCCCUGCAGGGCGAGUUCGUGCACGACGACGUGUGGGCGAUCGUCAACAACCCCGACGUGCGGCCCGGCGCCCCGCUGCUCUGGGGCAUCUUCUCCAACGACUUCUGGGGCAAGGGCAUGGCGGAGAACACCAGCCACAAGUCCUACCGGCCGCUCUGCGUCCUCACCUUCAAGCUAAACAUCUUUUUGACUGGCAUGAACCCAUUCUACUUUCAUGCAGUAAAUGUCAUUUUACACUGCCUAGUGACCCUUGUGCUGAUGUACACCUGUGACAAAACUGUCUUCAAGAAUCGUGGACUUGCUUUCCUUACAGCAUUGCUUUUUGCUGUGCAUCCUGUUCACACAGAGGCGGUGGCCGGAAUUGUUGGCAGAGCUGACGUGUUGGCAUGCUUGCUGUUUCUGUUAGCCUUUCUCUCCUACAGUAGGAGUGUGGACCAGUGCUGUGUUGGGGAAUGUUUCCCUCCCACGGCUUCUCCCUUCUACUUGCUGCUCAGUCUGUUUCUGGGGACCUGCGCGAUGCUGGUGAAAGAGACAGGCAUCACGGUGUUCGGCGUGUGCUUGGUUUAUGAUCUCUUUUCUUUAUCCCACAAUCAUGAUAAAUCGAGCAAUGGGGUCGUCCAUCAGCGCAGCCCACAGCGGCCCGGUAGCUCCCUGCCCACCGCACCGCCAGCGCACCCUCUCCGGGAGAAUGGGAAGCAGCAGCGGUUCCCUCACAAAGGAGCUUGGGGUGGCUGCCACACUCCAUUGCCACCUGAACCCAAGAGCAGCGGAUUCCCUGUGUCUCCUCGAGCUGUGUGGUCCUUGAUGAGGUAUCUGACAGCAAGCAGCAAUAGAAAUUUCUUGCUUACCAUGAGGCCAUUCUUAAAAAGGGCCAUUUUGGUCGUAAGUUAUGUGAUUGUUGUUCUGUACUUCCGUCUGUGGAUAAUGGGAGGAUCUAUGCCCCUCUUUUCAGAGCAGGAUAAUCCAGCUUCAUUUUCACCUUACAUUCUUACAAGAUUCCUUACCUAUUCCUACCUCUUGGCCUUCAACGUGUGGCUUCUGCUUGCACCUGUUACCCUGUGCUAUGACUGGCAGGUGGGCAGUAUUCCUCUGGUAGAGACCAUAUGGGACACGCGGAACUUAGCCACCGUCCUUCUGGCAGUUGUGAUGGCCUUACUGAGCCUUCAUUGUUUAGCAGCCUUCAAGAGACUGGAGCACAGGGAAGUUUUGGUGGGCUUGUUGUUCCUGGUUUUCCCGUUCAUCCCAGCCAGCAACCUCUUCUUCAGGGUGGGUUUCGUGGUGGCCGAGAGAGUCCUAUACAUGCCUAGCAUGGGCUACUGCAUCCUUUUCGUGCACGGAAUGAGCAAGCUGUGCACGUGGCUGCAUCGCUGUGGGGCUGCCACCCUGAGCGUGUCCACUGUGCUGCUGCUGCUGCUCUUCUCCUGGAAAACCAUGAAACAGAAUGAAAUUUGGCUGUCGAGAGAGUCCCUAUUCAGGUUGUAUCCACGCCAUGCAAGUGCCCUGAACAACCUUGGAACACUGACCAGAGACACAGCAGAGGCAAAGAUGUACUAUCAGAGGGCUCUCCAGCUAAAUCCACAGCACAACCGGGCUCUUUUCAAUCUUGGGAAUCUCCUUAGGUCUCAGGAGAAAAAGGAAGAGGCUAUCACCUUACUGAAAGAUUCCAUUAAAUAUGGUCCCGAGUUUGCAGAUGCAUAUUCAAGCUUAGCUUCAUUACUGGCUGAGCAGGAGAGGUUUAAGGAAGCUGAGGAAAUAUACCAGGCUGGAAUAAAGAACUGCCCAGAUAGCUCAGACUUACACAACAACUAUGGAGUUUUCCUAGUUGAUACUGGCUCUCCAGAGAAGGCAGUGGCCCAUUACCAACAGGCCAUCAAACUUAGCCCAAGCCAUCAUGUGGCCAUGGUGAACCUGGGGAGACUCUACAGGUCACUGGGAGACAACAGCGUGGCUGAAGAAUGGUACAAACGCGCCUUGCAGGUGGCACGCAAAGCUGAGAUAUUAUCACCGUUGGGAGCUCUAUAUUACAACACUGGCAGAUAUGAAGAGGCUUUGCAGAUUUACCGAGAAGCUGUGUCCCUUCAGCCUUCCCAAAGGGAACUCCGCCUGGCACUGGCUCAGGUUUUGGCCGUGAUGGGUCAGACAAAAGAAGCUGAAAAGGUGACCAAUCACAUUGUGUCAGAGGAGACUGGGUGCCUUGAAUGCUAUCGCCUGUUGUCUGCCAUCCACAGCAAGCAGGAGCAGCACGACAAGGCACUUGAUGCUAUAGACAAGGCUCUGAAGCUGAAACCAAAGGACCCAAAAGUUGUAUCUGAACUUUUUUUCACAAAAGGAAAUCAACUAAGAGAGCAGAACCUUCUUGACAAAGCUUUUGAGAGCUAUAAAGUGGCCGUGGAAUUAAAUCCAGAUCAAGCACAGGCCUGGAUGAACAUGGGUGGAAUCCAGCACAUCAAGGGAAACUACGUGUCUGCAAGAGCUUAUUAUGAGAGAGCCUUACAGCUCGUUCCAGACAGCAAACUGCUGCAGGAAAAUCUUGCCAAAUUGGAUCGUCUAGAAAAAAGAUUACAAGAAGUUCGAGAAAAGGAUCAAACGUAGCAGCAUUUGACCAAGUCUCCAAGGGACAGUACUGGUGCCUUUGGAAGAGGAAGAACUGACAGACGGAAGCCUUGCUUUCACAUCAGUUGGGGCACAACCGAUGAAGUUUUCCUCUUACUCGAGUUCAGGGUGGCACAUUUUGGGACACCUGCUGGUAACCCUGUGCUGGGGACUUGCAUUUCCAUGAAAGAAGACAAAAAGAGCAAGGAAGGGCUAAAAGGCCUGAAGGAAGGAAAACAGCAACUACACAUUUUACAGAUUUGUGUUUGCUUUAAUUCCAGAUUUCCUUUCAUAUAUUUGUCUGCUUUUCCAACCUGGAAAUCUAAUUCCAUUUCUUAGUGUAGAUACUUGUGUCUCAGAAAUAGAGGCUUGAAAUGCUAUGAAUGCAUGGCAUCUCUUCUUUAUGAGAGGAGAUAUUUCAGAGAGGAUAAAUCCUCUGGGAUAAACCAUUUGGGAAAUUCUACCAAGAGGUAACUCAUUUAAUUCUCCAGAACUAGAAAUGAGUAUCUAACAGUUUUUGUAAAACCUUCUGGAAUACAUGGGGAAAGGGGCUAUUGUAAGAUAAAGCUAAGUAAGGUUUGUCUAAUAUCCUUCUGAGGAUAGUGCUAGAGCCCUAUUGAGAAGUAAAUUAAAUUCCACUCUGAUACAAGCUGUUUUCCCAUUGCCUAAUAUGUUGAAAAGGAAGCUUCUGGAAUUGUGUACGAGUAUUCUUAUUCCUAGGGAAAAAUCAAGGGUCUUGCUACCCCUGACUCUUCAUGGAAAUGUUUUAAAUUAAUUUUAUUACAGGUAUUACUAGAGUAGUGGUUCUGCUCUAAGAUUUCGUAAGUGCUUUUAAAACUCAUAAAUGUUUCUGCCUCCAGAUAUAUUGUUAUUUUGGUGGAGAAAAAAAUAGUAUAUUCUACAUGAGAAAUAUUAAAGAUAUUAAUUGAGAGAAAUGUUCUACUUUAUUAUCUUAACAUUCAGACGUUCUGAGAUUAUUUUUUGAAAAUAUAUUUAACCACUGAGGAAUCUUUAUGGUAUAUUACAGAAAUCUUCAUAGACUCUAAAUAGAUGGACAGCUCUAUUGAUUUGUCUUCCUAGGCUUAAUCAGAAUUCUGUGCUUAGAACAUGAAUGUUAGAACCUGCAGUUCCUGGUUCUGUAUUUGUAAUUUUGGAGAUUUCAUGGAGAAUGCUCAAAAAAUCUAGGAAAAAAAGUCUAAAUUCAUAAUUUUAAAAUAUAUAUUUAUAGUUAAAAGAUAGGGAUGGCAAAGUUGAAUUUACAAUUUGACAUUUGUCUUUUAGUGUUAUUUAUUUCAUAACUUAUAAAAUAUUUAAUAUAUACACACUUUUUUUCCCUGUACAUAGUGGUUUUAAUAGCAGUUUUCACAACUGAUCAUACAAAAAUUAUAAAUCUAAAUUACAAGGUAGUUAAGUUUUAACAGCCCCUAAAAAAAUCUGUCUUGACUAUUUACUUGCUAAAGCUAAAGAAAUUAGGAAUCAGCCUUCAGUGUUUGGGAGGUAAUAUAUUUUGAAAUUGAAGAAAUUGGAAUACUGAUUCUCAUUUGGUUUUCAUCAUAAACUUAAAAAAAAAAAAAACCCACUCUGGUCAGUGCUGUUCCUGGUGCUAAGCCAGGUGUCAUACACAUGUAGGAGCCUGAAGGCACACGUAUGUCACAUGCUCAGGCCAGAGCAAGAAGCCUUCUGCUUCUUUUCAACCCCGGUAUCAGAGACCACUGCCUCUCUAUGUUGUUAUUAUGAUUUUUUUGUCAAGGUAAAUCUAGAUAAAAGGAGGAAAAACUUCUUUGGAAAGGGAUGAUGCCAGGAAUAUUUUAAAUGCAAAGGAUUACAGAAUUUGAAUUAGCAAAUUCUGUUUGUGUGUAUUCUGUUUGUGUAUAUCAAUAAUCCAAUAAUGUAUAUAUUACCACUCUGAUCUCCUGUUUCUAAUAGUCUUUUAAUGUUAUAUAUCAUAAAUGUAUCCAAAAUUUCAUUUAAAAUAUUUUUAUUCCCUCCCAAAUUAUACUUCUGUAGUCCUAAGGUCAAGAAAUGUACUACAGUAUUUAUUGUAAAAUAACUACUCCAUCCCCAAAAUGAGAAACAUGAAGCCCUAGCUAAAAACAAUAUCUAGGACUUUAAUUACAACUUUUUAGUUUUAGUGUAACAAAAACUCAUACUUAGAAAGUUAAUGGAAAAGAUAGAGCCCCAAAUUUUGAAAAGCAAUUACGCCUUACUUGAAGGGCUGCUAAAGACAGGCGAGUACAUUUGUUGGAAUAAUUGAAAUGGCUAUUACAGCCUAAAAGUUUCUGAGAGAAAAUGGUCACUGGCCUUCAAGAGACUUUUCCUGCCUUCUUUUGGGUGCUUUUCUCUUUCUCUGUUCUCUGUCUCUCUCUUUCUCUCUCCCCCUCUCUCUCCU
Messenger RNA from Balaenoptera musculus (blue whale), 5292 nucleotides. RefSeq names its product transmembrane O-mannosyltransferase targeting cadherins 1 (gene TMTC1). The record is from RefSeq and is a predicted model, not a curated record. The transcript is spliced from 19 exons. The coding region runs from base 183 to 2903 and encodes 906 amino acids. Gene Ontology annotation, molecular function: protein binding; mannosyltransferase activity. Lineage: Eukaryota; Metazoa; Chordata; Mammalia; Artiodactyla; Balaenopteridae. Gene Ontology annotation, biological process: protein O-linked glycosylation via mannose.